CUGUCUCUCUCACAGGGGGACGAGAAAACAACGCGUCUACCGUGGUGUCGGUACCGAGAAAACUCAUGAGAGAAACCGGCCGGCGGAUACUUUCACAGCCGGACGCGUACGCCUGCUUUUGGUUUCCUUCUUACUUUUUUGUUUACCCCGAGACUUAAAAACGGGUUCGGCUCGGAGCGCGAAGUCUCCGGAAUUUCCUCUCAUCUCGAAGUUCCCAAGAUGAACUUCGAUCCGGUGGUCGGGAACCCUUCUCUGUUGGUGGCGGCGGCGCUCCUCGUCGGGCUGGUGUGUCACGCGGCCGACCCUCCGGCGUCUCAGUGGGCCGGCGACGAACACAAGAACCUCACCCUGCGGCGGCACAGGACGUGUGUGGAGAAUGAGCAGUACCUCCACCAGGAGCUCUGCUGCCUCAACUGCGAGGCCGGGACCUUUGUGCAGAAGGGAUGCGACCGAGACCAGGAGCAAGGCACCUGUCUGCCCUGCGAGCACGGACAGACCUACACGGAGCACUCCAACGGGAUGAACCGCUGUCUGCCGUGCACGCACUGCCGCUCAGACGAGAUCCAAACUGCACCCUGCACCACGACGACAGACACCAGUUGCCAGUGCCAACCGGGUACCUUCUGCAUCCCGGACCAGGCCUGCGAAGUCUGCAAACGCUGUGCCAAGUGUAAAUCCGGGGAGGAGGAGGUGAAGAGCUGCACCCCGUUUUCGAACACGAAGUGUCGCAAGCGGGAUCUGUCCCCGACGGAAACCACCACGGCUCUCCCCACGCCGACCCCGACUUCCCCGGCGGACAUCGUUUCACCCAUCUGCAUUUCCCUCACCAUCAUCAUCCUCGCCUUCCUCGCCAGUCUGGCUCUGUGGUGGUGGUUCAUCUUCAAGCGGCGCUCAUGUGAAAUCCCAUGUUCAAGGAGCCAGUGUGAGGCCAGUGAAAUUGUGAAGAUUCCUAUCGACGAGAGCGGCGACACGGCGGAGGAGAGACAGAAUAAUCAGAACGCCGGUCUGGAGGGCGAGGAGUCCCGCCCGGAGUCCCGCCCCCUGCUGCAGGAGACCGGCUUGACCAAGGCCUCCCCUCCCCUGGAAGACGAGGACCGGGGUCUCGGAGACAGCUUGCCCAACACCACCAGCUCUUCUCAGACCAGCCUGUCGGCCACGCCCACCGCGUCCUCCUCCGAUAACCCCCCGAACACCCCGCAGCAGAGCCCCGCCGCCCUCCGGCUGCCGCCCGCAGACAUGGACGACCCUCUGCAGCAUCGCUUGGUGCCUCUCCAAGGGUCAGAAAGGUCCCUGAAGAAGAGCUUCGAUUUGUUCGACGAGUUCCUGGAUGUGCGGAUCCACAACAAGUUCUUCAGAAUGAUCGGGGUCAGCGACAACCACAUUCGGAUCGCGGAGAACGGCGCCCCCGGCGACAAAGUGUACGAGCUGCUGAAGAACUGGAUGCAGCGGCAGGGACUGAAGGCGGACAUCAACGACCUGCUGGAGGCGCUGCUGAGCAUGGACCAGCGGCGCUCGGCCGAGAGCAUCGCCUCCGCCGCCCUGCUGAGGGGCUACUACAAGCACGCGGACGCGCCCUGAGAGCCGAGGCAGCGGGGGGGGAGUGAAGUAAACACAAAGAACUUAAUGCGAGAACAGUGGGAAGCACGCGGACGUGCCGCGUGUGGACGCCGCGCGUCACGAACGGGCUUACCUCUUUGUGGCCGACGAGCCACGCACUCAAAAAGCCAGUAGUUUAAAAAAAUUAAAAAAACACACAAAAAGGGGGAAAGUCGAGCCGUAUUUAUCAGAGCUCUGAAGAUGUUGACUACUCGCCGAAUGCGAAAAGGCGUAAUACCGAAAAAUGAAGACAGAGACGCGCGGUCGAGUUCCGCAACGACGCCGCCGACAAUGAAAAACGUGUUUUUUUUUCAAUGUUUUUUUUUUUUUAAACGAGAGCAGAUUAACGUGAAGUUGUUCCGCUUCCACAGGCAGACGCGGCCGCAUGUGUUACGCUCUAAUGGAGCAACACGCGUCCAAAUACUGAAAACCUCUCUGGGCGUGUGUGUGAGUGAGUGUGUGUGUUUCUGUGUGUGAGUGUGUCACGCAUCUGGUCCUCUGAUCACACGACCUGGAAACAAGGAUAUACACUGGUUUGUAGGAGUGGCAUUAGCUGUGUCACUCAUACGGUGCACUGACCUCUGGCACAUGUAGGAUUUCAAACUUAAAUCAUGCUAUAUUUUUCCGUUGUUUUAUUGAUUUUCGGUUUCUCUGAAACCAGUUCGUGAACACUUCCCUGACCGACGGUCAGAAGAACACGGCCGGUCAAAUUGCAGCUUUACUAAUCGCAAGCGUUGUUAUUUGAUCACCUAAACUUUAUUUAGCGACCCGGGCGACACGGCGUCCGUGGAGCGUAACGAUUUUAUAUUUGAACAUUCAAAGUCACGUUGGUCUUUUGUCUGUUGUCUGCUCGUGUGGCUCCGCAUACGACGUUUUUAUUUAUCGACAUAUUUAUUAUUAAUGAAUAAUAAUUCACUAUUUAUGCCGUUUUCAGAAAACAAACAAACAAACGAACAAACACGUCUUCUGGAAAACAAAAAUUACUGACGUCCAACUUUUUUCAAAGGGUGCCGUUGACGCUCCGCAGUGCUCUCUCUCUCUCUCCGUUAACCUCUGACCCCGAGCGGAGCCCUCCGGUCCACCCCGGCAGUGCGUCAAUGCGCCGCCAUCUUCCUCUCGGGAGGCGGGGAGGCCUUCGCGAUGCUCGGAUCGGGGUCGGAGAGUAAAAAACGAGAACUGACCCGCUGAGUCCGACCGUCUUCGGUCGGACUCGGACAAGAUGAAGGACGCUUUCUUUUCUUUCUUUGGGGGGGGGUAAAUAUUUUUUAUUCAAGAAAGACAAAAAAAAGAAGCAUAAAUGUAUUUCCCUCAGUCUGUCACGUGUACAUAGGAAGGUCCAGAGAGCACUGAAGCCACACAAUGUGUGUGUGUGUGUGUGUGUAUGCAGCUCUAUUAACAAACCAACAUGAAGAUAGUGCAGCGUGAAGUUAUUACAGUCGAGGUUGUGACGUUUUGUAAACUAGAUUUUUCCCUCUUUUUCCCCUGCAGCAUGUAUAAAGGAAAGAGUUACAGAGAUAUAUAUUAUUGCUGAAGAGCGACGCUACAGUGCUGGCACUGCCAUCUGUUGACAGACAAUGAAAAUACAGCCGGCAUCAAUUUCUAGGGAUCCCAAACACCCCGCUCCCUCUCUCCAUGAACAUUCUCCCUUUUUAACUCCUUUUUUUAAAACAGUUCUCUUGUUUCUUUUGAAGAUUCCUCUCGGCCUUUGAAGUAGCAGCAUGCAUGUUUUGUUCGCUCCGUGGCGCCGUCACGUGUAUGUCCUUUUUUCAACAAAAAAAUAAUGUCCCUGUUUUUACUUUAGCGUAUCUUCUUGCCAAAUCCUAAACUGUUCAAUGAACUCAAAUGAAAAGCGUUCUGUCCAGCGUUGCCGUUAAGCCAUUUCUCCCUCAGUUAUUGUUUGCUUGUCAUGGAUUUCAGAUAUAAAUUAUGCAAAUAAGUCAAAGCUGUUUUUAUGUCAAUUUCAAAUAAAUGUUUUGUACAGAU
Molecule: messenger RNA, 3579 nt
Organism: Pseudoliparis swirei
Lineage: Eukaryota; Metazoa; Chordata; Actinopteri; Perciformes; Liparidae
Gene: tnfrsfa
Product: tumor necrosis factor receptor superfamily, member a
Exons: 10
Coding region: 220-1578 (452 amino acids)
Biological process (GO): TRAIL-activated apoptotic signaling pathway; positive regulation of apoptotic process
Cellular component (GO): plasma membrane; cell surface
Molecular function (GO): protein binding
Source: RefSeq, a predicted model, not a curated record